This is a messenger RNA of Aedes aegypti (yellow fever mosquito), 892 nucleotides long. RefSeq lists its product as uncharacterized. The record is from RefSeq and is a predicted model, not a curated record. Bases 160 to 774 code for a protein of 204 amino acids. The transcript has 4 exons. Lineage: Eukaryota; Metazoa; Arthropoda; Insecta; Diptera; Culicidae.
UUGCGCAUUAGCAGUUGAGCCUUUGUGGCCUUCGGAUCCAACCCCCCAAAUCAUUCCCGUCCAAGUGCUAGGUGUGAGCUGAAGUUAUCUCCGAGUUUGGUCAAUAUUACUGACCCAAAAGAGAAAAGUUAGAAUCCACGCACUUGGAUUUAAAAAAAGAUGGCUGGUUCAGAAAAUCAGGAAGUGCCAGCAAACGAGGAGGAAAUCUCUGGACAGGAAGAUGCAGAGGAAGAGGAAUCUUCGGAAGAGGAGGCACCACCAGCGCCACAACCGGCGCCCAAAUCAAAGGAAAAGGCCAAAUCUAAAUUCGUUUUACUGCACGAGUUCAUUCGGGAGACAGAUAAUUUCCUAGCCCGGUUUGACGAUUUGGUGGAGAACAGAGAUCAGCAGAAAACCCUUUACAUGGCACGUACCAAUCCGUUGAGGGAGACACUUGUAACUUUGCUGUUACGGUUCAUUCAAAACGAAUUGCCGCGUGACGAUUACCUUUACAAGCACAUUAAGUGUUGUGAUGAAGAGCCAUUGAACAACGAAGAAUUCGCCGAGCACUACGAGGAAGCGCACAAGAAAGAUGACGAAGGAAAGACGUCACCGGAAUUGGACGCCAUCACGGCAUACAAUGAAGUCUGCAAAUUUUACAUCGCUGAGGGUAAAGUGGUGAACGUUGAUUUACUGUUCAAACUGAGACGGCUACUGCGGAAGACCAACACUGUUAUGGGUGGGGUGCUUCUAGAUACGACCGAAGCCAUUGCAGCACAGAUGAAGAAGGAAUAAUUAUUUUUAAGAAUGAAAGUCUUGCAUGUAAUGGUUUUACUUGAUCAAAAACACAACAUACGAUCUAUAUUAUGAUACGAAUAAUAAAGCUAAGGUUACUAAUUAUAGGUAAUGAAAA